Cavenderia fasciculata is the source of this 3612-nucleotide messenger RNA. Its product is annotated as RUN domain-containing protein. The record is from RefSeq and is a predicted model, not a curated record. The transcript has 2 exons. NCBI's taxonomy places the organism in Eukaryota, Evosea, Eumycetozoa, Acytosteliales, Cavenderiaceae. The coding region runs from base 1 to 3612 and encodes 1203 amino acids.
AUGAGCGACACCUCCACCUCUUCAAGCAUUGUGUUGAAGGGAUAUGUAAAGUACAGUACUCUACAACAACCAUUGAAAAAGUAUUACUUUGUAGUUGAUUCCGAUCAAUGUAUUCUUUCACUUUAUGAAAAUCAAGGAGAUGAAUCACCAUUUACAUUUAUAUUAUUGACAAUGGUAUCUAGAAUAGAGAAAUCAGAAGAGUAUUCGUCAUCGUCGAGAUAUUGUUUAGAGGUGAUUGAUAGUUCGUGUUCUCCAACACAGACACAUUAUUUGGUAUCAAAGAAACAAGAAUUCAGAGCAUCAUUGUACAGUGCGUUGGCAGAGUGUAUGGAAUCAAGAAAGCAUAUUGGUGGACGAAACGUUACAAAUAUCAAACAUCCACCUUCACCAUCGGCACCAGUCAUUGGAAAUCAUCACCAACCGGCAAGCAAACCACUAAAGAUUGGCAGUCGUUCAUCCACCCCACUUUCAUCUUCAUCUUCUUCCUCUACCUCUCCCAAUUCAUCGGUAUCAGCAUCGGGAUCCUAUGUCAAAGCAUCAUUGUCAGCAUCAACGGGAAAGGUCAAACUUGGAAACUCAAGACCUUCUUCAACAAUAGUUUUGGGUUCUAAAAAAUCUCCUAGCAUUUCAUCUUCUUUAGACAAGGAAGGUGAAGAAGGGAAUGAACAUCAUGAUCAUGAACAUGAACAUCGUGAUCAUGAACAUGAGGAAGAAGAAGUGGAGCAAGUAUUGGAACAAAGAGAUGAGGAACACCAACAAAUGGCAACUGAACAACAUAAUCAUUCAACAGUUGGAGCAGAGGAGGUAUCCUAUCAUGAGCAUAAUCAAGAAGAAGAGGAAGAAGAUGAAGAAGAAGAAGAGGAGGAAGUGGAAGAGAGAAAGGAUGUGGAGGAAGGAUCUAUAAAACAUACUCUAAGUACAAGUAGUAUCAUCAUUCAAGAUAAUGGCAAUGAUGAUGACAAUAUUGAUGGUACUAUUCAAGAGGAAGAAAAGAAAGAUGAAGAAAAAGUUCAAUCGAUAAAUCAAAAAGAUUCAAUGAUAUUCCAAGAUGAAGAGGAACAAACAUCUGUUCCUGUUAGUUUGACAAAUGUUACUUCACCGUUGGGAGGAUCAGGUUUGAUGAUUAGAGAGGUCAAAGUCAAUGAAUUAGAGUUGGAUCAAAUUGUAAAUGAAAUAUCUAGCACUUCUUCAAGUUUAUAUAGUGCUGGUAGUAGUGCAAAUGGAGAUGUUGGAACAACUACUACAACGAUCAAAACAGAGGAAGAAUCUACAGCCGUUGUUGUAGAUCCACCAGGUUACAGUCGUAAAACAAUCACAUCAUUUAGAAAGACACCAUCCACUUCUCCAACAAUCGUAUCAAAUGUCCCCACUCACAGUCCAUCAUCGAUGACAUUAUCCAAACCAUCGGAUUCAGUGUCUUCAUCAUCCUCUCCUAUUGUUUAUCCAAAUAGUUAUCACCAGCAAAACAAUGUUAAUAAUAUCAAUAACAGUCCAGUUUCUUUAUCAUCAUCUGCUGCUCCAUCCAAUUUAAAUUUAAAUCAAUCAUUUAAUAGAAUUGAUAUUAAGCAACAACAACAACAACAACAACAAACAUCAUUGUCAUCAUCUUCAUCAUCAUUACAACAUGUUAUUGGAUUACAAAUGAAUGGAUAUGGAUAUUUUGUGAUUCAAAAUUGUGAUCAAUUUAGAAUGGUGAUUGGGAAAUCGUUGGCAGGUGACCAAUCGUUUGCUGGUGCACUCGUUGGGCCAUUUAAAUUGGAUUGGAGACCAUCCCAGGGUGUUUGGCACAUCAACGAUGAAGGAUCUACAGAGAUUGGACCAUCGACACCUCCCAAAGACGAGUUGGUCAAGCGCAUCAAAGACAAGAUUGAAAAGGCAGAGGCUGGAAACGACAAGAUGCUAGCUGAUCUCUUGUCUGAUCGUUUACGAGUCAUUGAACAGUGUGAAGAGCGAUCAUUUAUUCUAAAGGGUGGUAUUGUCGUUGGUUACAGAAACGAUAAGUGGGAGUUGCUAGAAGCACCCAUUACACUCACCUCUCACAAUGUAUCACCAUAUCACAGCAGUAAUCCAGCAAAUAGUAGACAACAUAGUAGAAAUAAUAGCACAAAUAAUAAUAUAAAUAAUAAUAAUAAUAAUAACGGCGGUGGUGUCAUUAACCACCAUGUACAUAAUAAUAAUAAUAAUAAUAAUAACUCUAAUCAUUCAUCACCGUUACUUUCGUCAUCGUCGUCGAUUUUAACUCAUCAAUCAUUGACAACUAGUUUGUUGACUACUGAAGAGGCACUUUUAAUGCUUCAAAAGGUAAAAGAUGUGGUGAGAGAGAUUGACAAUUACUUUGGUUUCAACACGACGGUUGCUGAAAAGAAGUCGAGAGGUGACGACAUUGUCAACAAGCGCAUUGCAAUGAUGGUGCGUGGCAAGUUGGCAACGGCAAUGGCCAACAUUGUAUCGCACGGAUUCCGAACCACGUCGACUGGAAUGUUUAAGAAACGACAACAUAUUUGGGACUUUAUCGAGAGCUAUAAAAAGAUGACGCUGCACACGUCUGUCUCGGGACUCAGUCUCACCCAGUCGAUCCAGGCAGUGUGCGACGUUGACCGUUUGCACGAUGUGGUCGGAUCCAACUAUGAUCCCAACAUGCGGUUCAGAUCGUUUGUCUGUCAGGGAUUAAACACACACCUCAUCGACCAAUGGCUAUUUAUGCUGCACAAUAUGAAAGAUGCAGUGUCACACUACUACGAUCCCCAAGCAUUCAUACUAAACGAAGAAUUGUGGAAAGCAUUCUGUCAAUGUUUUAUCCCACUUGUCAACCUUCCCUUUAAACUAUCAAUCGAUUAUGAGUAUACCCUUAAACUACAAAAACAACAACAACCAAAUAACCAAAGACAACAACAACAUCAACAACCAAUGUCACAGCAUCAACAACAAUAUAAUUUAAGAAAUAGUCAAAAUCAACAACAAUUUAACCAUGACGGUAAUAAUGAAAUGUUUGGUAAUUUGCGAUCGUCUAUUUCAUCACUAUCGUCAUCCAUCAUGGAAACAUCGUCUCAAGUGUGGUCUGGAUUACCGACGAUAGAUGGUCAACAAAUCAAACAAUCCUUCUCUGACAAUAUCAAUUAUCUCACCAAUUCAAUCAAAUCCAAUGAAUUAUUUAAUCAAUCACAACCAAAGGAUAGAUUACAACAAGCCUAUGCUCAAUCCCAACAACAAAAAAAUAUUAAUUCAAAUCAUCCACAGCAACAACAACAACAACCAAUACCAAUUCCAUCAAAACAACAACAACAACAACAACAACAAGGACAAGGACAAGGACAAGGACAAGGACAAGGACAAGGACAAGGACAAGGACAAUCACCAAAAAUAACGCCAUCAUCACCAUCACAAAGAAAAAAGGUUUCAUUUAAUAUUGGUGAUAAUAGAUCACCAGCACCACCACAUCAACAACAAUCACCAAGACCUGACAACAACAACAAUAAUAAUAUUAAGAAUAAUAAUAACCAAAAAGACAUGACCGAAGAAGACCAAUCAUUGACAGGUGAUUUAUUACAAAAAAUACAAACAACAAUGAAGCCAAUAACCAAAAGUAUAGAAGAAUUUUUUGAUGGUUAUUAA